CAACAGCUUAACAAACGAAUAGCAGUUCCAUAACAGUCACCGCCAAAAACAGAAGCAAUCUUUCUUUUUCAUUGAGAGAUAGAUCGAGAGAGAGAGAGUUCUUGUUCUUUCUUGUCUGAAAAAAUAUAUAACAAUAGACCGAAAAGAGUAGUCACGAAGACUGGUUUCUCAAGAAUAAUUGUUCAUUCAGACAAGAUCUACAAGUAGUUUGAAAUGGGAAGAGAAGUUGAGUCGGUGAACAAAGAUGCAGCCAACGGAAAGGUUCACGUGGCUUCCAAGAUAGCUGCAGAUGAGGAUUAUGAGGUUAAAGAAUGCACUGAGGAGGAUUCUCUCUCCCAGAAUCAUCGAUCUCCUCCUAAUGUAAGCACUGAGAAUGAUGUGAAGAAACCGUUGGACCCUGCGAACAAGAACCAUUUGGAUGAAGAAGAUGAUUCUUCUCUUACUUCUUCAGCUGCAACGUCGCUGAGGAAUGCUAAGUCUAGAGCAGUAACUCAUGGAACCGCUCCACGGUUUAGGAGUGCUCAGCGCGCUGAGAAACGCAAGGAGUACUACCAAAAGCUUGAAGAAAAACACCAAGCACUGGAAGCUGAGAGGAACGAGCUCGAACAAAGGCAAAAGGAAGAACAAGAAGCAGCCAUUAAACAGCUAAGAAAAAACCUCAAGUUUAAGGCUAAUCCCGUCCCUAACUUCUAUUACCAAGGACGUCCCGUGAAACCAGAGCUUAAGAAGUUUCCUUUGACGCGUCCAAAGUCGCCGAAACUCAAUCUCUCUAGGAGAAAGAGUUGCGGAGAUGCCAUUAACUCUUCUGGAGAAGAUAAUCCGAAGUCAGUCUCUACACAGAACCGACACAGCGUCGGCAAAACAGAGUUGAAGCCUGUGAUUGUGAGUGGAGAAGCUUCCAUGGAGUAAGUGGUUAUCAUAACCUAAUUUGAUCAUACCGGAAAAAACCGAACCAAACCAAACUCUGAUUGUUCAGUUUCACAAUCGUGUGAUUGUUUUUUUUUUUUUUUUCUGUUUCACGCCUGUCUCUCUCUACUUGAUUUCUGUUUUAAUGUUACGUAACGCUUAAACCUGACAUUGUAUAUUUUUAAGUGUUUGAGUAAUCUUAGGGCUAAAGAUUGAAUCCAUUAUGCUAAAA
Molecule: messenger RNA, 1138 nt
Organism: Raphanus sativus (radish)
Lineage: Eukaryota; Viridiplantae; Streptophyta; Magnoliopsida; Brassicales; Brassicaceae
Product: protein WAVE-DAMPENED 2
Exons: 7
Coding region: 214-909 (231 amino acids)
Biological process (GO): microtubule cytoskeleton organization
Molecular function (GO): microtubule binding
Source: RefSeq, a predicted model, not a curated record